Messenger RNA from Fonsecaea nubica, 486 nucleotides. RefSeq lists its product as hypothetical. The transcript is spliced from 4 exons. Gene Ontology annotation, biological process: mRNA splicing, via spliceosome. NCBI's taxonomy places the organism in Eukaryota, Fungi, Ascomycota, Eurotiomycetes, Chaetothyriales, Herpotrichiellaceae. Bases 1 to 486 code for a protein of 161 amino acids. Gene Ontology annotation, molecular function: RNA binding. The record is from RefSeq and is a predicted model, not a curated record. Gene Ontology annotation, cellular component: cytoplasm; nucleoplasm; ASAP complex.
AUGGACACAGUCGGGCGAGAAGCCAGAGCCGAAGCACGUCGCGGAGCAGGAGUCCAAGUCGCGAGCUCCAAGAUUGUGGUGGAAAAACUCAGUAGAAACGUGACUGAGGCUCAUCUACGAGAAAUCUUUGGCUCGUACGGUCGCAUUGAGUCGAUCGAUCUCCCUCUCAACAAACAAUUCAUGACAAAUCGCGGCACCGCCUACAUUCUUUACGAUCACCCUUCCGGCUCGGAAUCUGCAAUUGCCCACAUGCACGAAGCCCAGCUUGACGGUGUCGUCAUUUCCGAGGCGUCGGCGGUCACCAUCAUACUCCAGAUCCUCAUCUCGGACACCGCCUCGAAGACGUGGUCCACCAGGUCGAAGCCCACCACGGCGCAGAAGACGCAGCCCAAGUUACAGCUCUCGGAGCAGCUACAGUCACAGCAGGAGCAGGAGCAGGAGUCGGUCAAGGAGCAGACCAAGAUAUGGGGGAAGAAGAUGAACUAG